CACCACCCUGCUCCGUGCAUCACUUGAUUACAAUCCAUCUCCCCAACAUUAAAAAGAGACGAUUGGGCUAGCCAUCAUCUACUUCUAGAAAUAAGUAUAUAAAACAAAGAAAACACCGUCACGGCGGAAACUCAGGAAAGCCACAACCGAAUACAAUUGUGAGGAUCUGAGUGGAUAGUGUAGCUUGAAUCAAAAUAACAAAAUCAAUUGAUAAUGGAAGAAAACAAGAUGAAGAAGAAAGUGAUGGUGGCAGUAGACGAAAGCGAGUGCAGCCACCAUGCUCUUCAAUGGGCUCUCGAAAACCUUGGCGACACCCUCUCUGCUUCUCAGCUCUUCAUCUUUACCGCGCAGCCUCUUCCUAAUUUUGCUUACCUUUCUGCUUCCACCUACGGUGCUGCUCCUCUGGAUUUGAUAACCACCGUGCAAGAAAAUCAAAAGAAGCUCACUUUAGCUUUGCUGGAGAAAGCUAAGGACAUCUGCGCCACGCAUGGGGUUGAUGCGGAGACUAUGACAGAAAUCGGAGAUCCUAAAGACAAAAUAUGUGAGGCGGUGGAAAAGCUCAAAAUUCAGUUGCUUAUAUUGGGAAGCCAUGGUCGAGGAGCUCUACAGAGGGCUUUUUUGGGAAGUGUCAGUAAUCACUGUGUUCACAAUGCCAAGUGCCCUGUCCUUGUGGUGAGGAAACCAGCUUGAAGGAUUGGCUGUGCUGUUUUAAUUCUGUGAAGUUUGUUACUAUAAUCCAUUGCCAUCUUAGUGUUUGAUAAGUGAAAAAGUUUGUGUUCCUUUAUGUUGUUCGAUAUGGUUGAGGUUUUAAGCUAGUAAAUAUGUGGAAUAUAUCCAAGUGAACUGAAAAUGUGUUCCUUACAAACAGAAUGCAAUUUGUUAAUUUGGCAUUGAAUCUCCUUUGCUGUUGGCUCAA
Messenger RNA from Theobroma umbraticum, 916 nucleotides. Its product is annotated as universal stress protein A-like protein. The record is from RefSeq and is a predicted model, not a curated record. Lineage: Eukaryota; Viridiplantae; Streptophyta; Magnoliopsida; Malvales; Malvaceae.